AAUGAGUUGUAGUGUAAGUGCAGGGACGGGACUGAUCAGUCAGUGUGUAAAGUGAACUGUAGGGUGACAGACACAUGUUCAGCUCUCCGACAAGCCACAGUAGGAUGUAGCUCUUGGACUUUUUACGAUUAUUUGACAACAGCUGAUGUGACUAGUGGAUAGCAUAGCUGUGACAACAGUGUCAUCCCAGUAGUUUUGUAUUGUCAAAUAUUUACUCAGAAAAAUCUGAGAAAACUGUUUUGAUAUUGCACACUUGCCAUGAGUAAUUUGACCGAUUUCGCCAUGUUUCGUUUUAACUUGUGGCCUAAACCGUUCUUUACCCCUCAACCAGGAAACGCAGGGAUGGAAAACACAUCAUUUGUGCCGAAUCCGUUGACAUCUCCAGCGCUCAUGGUGUUAGCGUCAACUGCAGAGGGACACGAAGCGGCCCGAAUGCCAUCGUCCCAUCCAUUCCAAGGACAAGGAAUGGACAAGGAUAUGCCGACACCUUUCAAUACCACAGCAUUUACAAUGUACAGACCAGGGGAUCCAUUUUCCCCACCCAUCUAUGCCCCCCUCCCUCCCUUCGUCAGAUCCAACUUGGACAGGGGUGUGGGCCUCAUAAGCCCCGGGGGAGGGGGAGCAUUUCGCCCCCUGGGGCCAAACAGUUCCGAGGGGGUCGAGAACUACCAGUCUGCAUUUACACCAGCCAAGAAGGCUAAAUUGGACGAUUCCGGAUGUCACUAUAGUAGCAGCGAAAAUUGUGAUCCGAAUUUUAGUGAGUCGAACCCGGACUCGACAAGCAUAAGGGACACCACACCAUUUAUUGUGAAGGAAGAGCGCCCCUCGAGUAUAAGUUCUGCUGGCUGCGACACAAACUCCGAAAACCAGUCUGAGCCUGGGGACUUGUAUGACAGAGGAACUCCUGAUUCUGAAGGAAGAAAUCUUAGAAAGCAGCGGAAGCGAAGUGUGUUGGAUGGCCAGACACCAUGUUGCCCUGUCUGUGGCAUAACCCUCCGAGCUGGGGAGGUCGAGUCCCACCUUAGUCUGGAGCUGGACAAGCUGGAGAAACUCAGCAGAGGAGGAAGAAAGUCAAGGGACUCCACACCUCAAGGGAGAAAGACUUUGCCAUCACCGUCCUCCUGCAGGAAAGGGAAGGAGUCACCGUCCCCUGAGGUUGCGUCUCAAGCCAGAUUUGAGUCCUACCUACGUAUACGCUGUAAUCGGCAGUCACGCCUCAGCGCUCGGUGCCGGAAUAAGAAGAAGAAGCCAUCGGAGGAAGGUUACAAGGAGACAUUAUGUCCGGUGUGUAAUGACAGACUAGCAGGGAAUGCUGACGAACUCAACGCCCAUGUAGAACAGUGCUUAAAGAAGUAUCAAACCCGUGGAGACCUGGGUGAGGAUGAGCCAGUGGACGUGGAGGGGGACGGCGACCAGUACGAGGAGUAUACAUGGGCGGGGCAGACCAGGAUCAGGGCUACCACCAUGCUGCAGGGGGGGUUUGCCAAGUCAGGAUUCCAGACGAUGAACUUACGAAGAAUACAAGACGAAGAUAUUGAUCUCAAUGUAGACGGGGAUGAUUCUGAAGAGUAUGGAAAACCUCAAUUUUCUGAAGUUGAUGUGAUUCCUGUCAGUGCAGAUGAACCGGGCGAGGACCGCGAGAGACAGGCAUUGAGAGGAGCGUUACUCAGUUCUGACCCAAGUUCUUCACAUACAGAAGGGCAUUCCAACUCUCCCGAGUGUCAAAGUAAGCAGUCACAUGACCACAACCACGAUGUUCCUAUGGAGGGGUCAAGUGUGAGCACGAGCACAGGUUCGUCUACAUCAGAAGUUAUCAGUGCACUGCGGUCCCGACUCCGGGAUCUGGAGGAGGAGAAGUCCGAGAGACAGAAGUGUCUCAUCUGUAUGGAACCCUACCGGAAUGCCCUGACGUCAAUACAGUGCUGGCACGUCCACUGUGAAAUGUGUUGGCUCAAAACACUGGGAGCGAAGAAGUUGUGUCCACAAUGCAACAUGAUUACCUCCCCUUCUGAUCUCCGAAGAAUAUAUCUCUAGUUCCCAUCCCAUCCACCAGGUGUCCGUAGGCUUGUAGUCUUGUUUGCAAUCAGGGACAAUUUUCAUUGGCUGUGGAUCCUCGUUGUUUGCUGGCUUAGCCAAUCAGAAAUCAGUACCUGGAUCUGAGGUGAAGAAGUCAGUACAAGAAAUCUGUUGGUGAUGAGCUGCCCUAUUGGUGCAAAGUGUUAUAUGUGAAAAUGUAAAUAAAUAAAGGUUUUAUUGCCAAAGUAGACCGUUGUAAUGUAAAAAUACCAUACUGUACAGAUAAAUUAUAUGAUAUGAUGUAUUGUUAUAACUUUGAAUUAUGUAAUGCAUAGUCGUGGAGGACUAGUGUCAUUUUGUUCCAAUGUUAUGAUAUUUGUGGAUGUUUUAAAGGUUUAAUCAUGAUCAACCAGUAUUAAUGUUUAAGUCAUCCCAAAUUCACAAGAUUUUAGUUUCCUGGAAUUGUCAUUUAUUUGCAUUAAAAAGAUAAAUUGGUUCGUUCAUUAUGAAGUACAUGAAAAGUCAUGAAUUUCAAAGUAUACCUGUUUUAAACAAAUAUUACAUCAAAAUAAGAAUUUGAUUUUUUGUUUUCAUAAAUCAAGUUGAUUGAGAAUCAGUUAAACACAGGAUGUUUCCUUCUCAAAUUAUGAAGUUCAAAUGCUGUUUGUCAAAUGUUUUGGUUAAUGGUCUCCUACAAAAUGGUUAUUUCACAUGGUGAAUUGUAGUUUUGUGUUGAGAGCCUGUAGCAGCACAGUCAGAAAAUCACAGUAUUACAACCUGGAGACAUUAUUUCCAUGUGUGAUAGGACUAUUAAGGCAUAAUAUUUGUGGUAUCAUUUUCUUUUGAAAGAACCUGCAUUUUAUAAACAGUGCUCCAGAUCCUGCUCCCUCCAAAACCCUGCUUUCAUUAUGGUUGUCAUAAACACUGACUGUAAUUUGUCUUGUUAAUCCAGAAAAUUGAAUACCCGUAAUGUUUUAUGGGGUUUAAGAGUAUUCAGGAAGAGAUCAAGGCCACAGUGGGGCGUGAAAUAUAAUAUGUUUACAGUAGGAAGUAAUAUAUCCCUAAAGAAAUUAAACUUGGUUGCUUCAUAACAUGAUUUUUCCAUAAUGCUACACGGCGAGACCCCCUUAACAGUUCGGAAACAAUGCAAGCAAAAUGAUAUUUUCCAAGCCAGAGUGUAUAUUGGCAUUGCCCUACCCAGAAUCUUUUUCCUUGCCACCUGCAGAUGUACUACUGUUUCUCAGAAGUUAAAGAACACCCUAUUUUCUUCAUAUUUCUACAGUUAACCUGUCAUGCCACAACAGAUUAACUAGUAAUAUGAAAGAAUAGUGUUCUUAACUUCUUUUGAGUAAUAUAUUUGUGAUAUGUACUUGUUAGAUGCAUAUAAAUUGUCCGGAGAUGAGAUAGGAAUAUUUUAUGACAGACUAUACUCCCAUAAAACCUACAAGUAACUCGUGUGGCCCUAUGCGUAUUGAGAUAAUGUGAUCACACGAAAUAAAGAGCGAGAUUCGCUUAUGAGUCAUGACAUCACUUUUGAAAGGAAUUAUUUGGGUCAUGGUUGUUUUUGUUUUUUAAAUUGUUGAGACUGCACUACAUUUCAAAAGUCAUUGUUUAUUGUGAACGUUUUGUAAUAGAAUGUAUUUCAAGAUUUACUUUCAGAAAUAAACCUAGACAUAUUUGACCCAAUUCGGUAAAUCUAGGUCUGCUCUGUCAGUACAUGUGAAAAGAAAUACCAGCAAUAGUUUUGUAUUGGAGUGAGUGUUUGUUGAUGAAGUCCAGUAAACAUUGUCUACUUGUGUGUCAUGUGAAUUGCUUCAACAUGGCUUAGCCUCCAGCAUUUAAGAAAAAGGGAAGACUUCGGAAUGAUUGUAGGUGUAGAUCUUUAUAAGUGUGAUAAUCAGUCUGCAUUUCAUAUUGAUCACUUCUUUCAUAAUAUUUAAAAAAUAUACUCCUGAAAAGAAGUUCCAAUAGCACCCGAUUUUGUCAUAUGACUUACUAUAGUUGGGUGUUCUUUAACUUCUUUUGAGCAUUAUAUAGUGAAAACAGUUGAUAUCUUGUGACAAAUGCUGCCAACAGCAAGCUUGUACCAGAAAUGAUCUCAUACCGAUAUUAUUGCAUUAGAUGCAGAUAUUUGUUUUUUGGACUGGUGAAUUUUUUCUUUUCAUAUUCUUCCUUAUCUAUGCUGCUUUAUUAGGGCAGUCAAAUAAGAUUUAACAUUUUUCAUCUGUCAAGUCUUCAUAUGUUGUUGAAACUAAAAUAAAAUGCUGUCCCAAAUUAACAGAAAGGAUUAACUAAAUAUUUUUCAACUGAUCAGGGCCCACUUGCACAAAGCGAUCUUAGCGCUAAGAUAAUUGUAACUCACAUACUUUAACAUAGGGUUAAGAUAAUCGUAGCACUAAGAUGGCUCUGUGCAAGUGGCCCUAGGAUUGAAUCCCAGGUUAACCUUGGUUUGGUGGCACCAAAUGUCUUUGAGCCAAGUCAGUCCUGCCUUUCCUGCUACAUUAAGGCAAUGUGGCAUGAUAUAACCAAUACUGUCAGGCCCCACCACAAACCAUUCAGGGAAUGUGACAAGUAUUUAAUCAUAUCAGCUGAGCUCAAUACGAAAACAAUGUACGAGUCAGCGAUAGGUUCAGGGAGCUGUUUUAGCAGUUCACCAGAAAUUAAUGUACAUGUAUAGGUUUUAUGUGACCUUGGACCUUGGACCUUUCAUUUAGUUGGUUCAUUCAAAACUUGUCCGCUGAAGGCAGAAUAUAUUUUACCAACAGCAGCUGUUUUACUCUGAGUGUUCUGUUGUAUGAAAAAAACAUUGAUACUGGAGAGUUAGACAAUGUGUAUCUAAAUUUGUGUGUAAUUAUAUUUAUGAAUGGGUGACUGUUCACACACGGAUUGAUCUCUUCGUGUAGAACAGACUUUGGGAAACUCUACCAAGUGCUAUGCUCGACGAGUUGUAGAUAUUGUGUGUAUGAUUAUUGUUCUUAUGAGCUGAAAAAUAUUCCAAAGAUAUUCUCCACAGCACACCACUGUGGUGAAAAAGUGUAAAUAAAAUGCCAGAAAAUUUGAAA
Molecule: messenger RNA, 5078 nt
Organism: Haliotis rufescens (red abalone)
Lineage: Eukaryota; Metazoa; Mollusca; Gastropoda; Lepetellida; Haliotidae
Product: E3 ubiquitin-protein ligase Rnf220-like
Exons: 14
Coding region: 259-2034 (591 amino acids)
Biological process (GO): protein ubiquitination
Molecular function (GO): metal ion binding; ubiquitin protein ligase activity
Source: RefSeq, a predicted model, not a curated record